UCUCUGCCUUCAGACGGUGCUGAGGCGCACCGACACGCUCUCACACUGUUCAGGAUUCCCAGGCUGACUCCGCAGCCUGCCGUGCUCCCCCCCCCCCCCCCCGCCGUUCCCUCACCGCUGUCCGCAGCCACCAGGCAGUGUCGGCUUCCCCUAAAGAUUAAAAGAAGAAAUUCUUGAGUGACCCUUGGCGCUUUGAAUUCAUACCAUGCCAACUCUAAAAGAACAAGAUGAACACUGCAGGAUGAUGAUGUAGUUCUUGCCGACUUCCUCCAUGCAACAUAUUCUCUUGGCUGAAUUAACUGGAUAAUUGUGACUGUGGGACCAAUGGAGCAACCUGGGAAGGAUCUAAACCUUACCUUUCUGCUGGAACAUGAAAGAGAAAUGAUCCUGAAGGUGCUGCAGAAAGACGAGAAGCUGAGGAAGAGAGAGGAGAAAAGGAUACGGAGGCUGAAGAAUGAGCUGCUGGAGGUCAAACAAAAGGGUUACAUUCGGCCCCAGGAUUUGGGAGCCCGACAGUGCACUCGCUGCCUCAAGACUCUGGGCCUGAUCUUCGACCGUGGCGAUCUCUGUGAGGAGUGCCAGUCUCGCGUCUGCAACAGCUGCCGUGUUGUGAAUUCCAGAUCACGCCAGUGGAAAUGUACCUUUUGUGACAAGCUCACGGAACUGAAGGUGUCAAGUGGAGAAUGGUUCCUGGAGGAGAGGUCUAAGCGCUUUGAGCGGGGACUGUUGAGCAGUGACGUGGUCAAACAGACGAUCCUGAGUACCCCGCAGACCACAGAAGUAAAAAAGACUGCCCCUUCAAAGCAGGAGAAACCGGAGUCUGCAGUAUCCAACAGAUUAACUGUAGUCAAUGAUGCCAGGAGAAAGGGGGGUGGUGCGGAGGGUAUGGAGUCCAUGGCAUCCAAAAACCUGCGUCCCCGGUCUCUGGACAGAUCAUCCAAUCUUGAUGCUAAUCGGAGGGUCAGGCCUGAAGGAGCGGAGAGCGAUGCUGGUAGCGCACCCGAGAAGAGAGCUUCUGGCCCGAGCAUUUGUGUGUCCAAGCCCUCGGUUUCAUCAGAUCACAGUCGAUCAGAGUGUGACCUGUUAUCUCCCGGCUCUGAACCCAAUGACAACACCCUCUCUGUCAGAAGCCGCUCAGUCCCUGGACUCGACGAAACGGAGUUUUCUGAUGAGGAAGACAUCGACGCUCUGAUGUCGGCCCACAGCAAGAUUACUGGCAGACGCCUCAGCAACGCCAUGUCAACGUCUUCCACUCCUGGAUCAGAAAGAAGGUGGGGGUAUCUCAAUGUCCCUGACUCGGAUGCUGAGACUAGCAGUAUAAACAGCACGAUGAGCAUGUACAGCGAGACCGGUGACUAUGGCAACGCAAAGGUGAGCGGCGAGAUCCUGCUCAACAUCAGCUACAGCUACAAGACCGGCGCACUCAGUGUUCUGGUGAAAGAGUGUCACAACCUGGCAGUAGGCGACGAGAGGAGGCAGCGAACGGAUGCGUAUGUGAAGACUUACCUGUUGCCAGAUAAGUCACGACAGAGCAAGAGGAAGACGAGCAUCAAGGCCAACACCAUAAACCCUGUUUUCAAUGAGACUCUGCGGUACGUGAUCAGCCACUCGCAGCUGGAGACACGAACCCUGCAGGCGUCUGUAUGGCACCACGACCGGUUUGGACGCAACAGCUUCCUGGGAGAAGUGGAACUGGCUUUUGACGCCUGGAAAUUCGAUUGCCAGAUAGAGGAGUGGUACACACUGCAGCCCAAGGUGGAGGGCAGUAUAGAUGCUACACUGCAGUAUAGAGGAGAGCUGACUGUUGUGUUGAAGUAUAUCCCUGAAGGAAAGAACGUCACACCGACUGCAGACCAAAUCCAAGUGAAGAAGAGUUUCCUGAAAGGCAAGAAGGCGAGCACUUUCACUCUGCCUGAAGGGGGCAUGGUUGAGCUGCUGGUCAAGGGAGCCAAAAAUCUAACUGGUGUCAAGCCUGGAGGCUAUUCGGAUCCUUUCGUUAAAGGAUACCUCCUCCCUGAUAGCAACAAGUCAACCAAGCACAAGACAGUGGUGGAGCGACACACUGUUAACCCGCAGUGGAACCACACCUUCACCUACUGUGGGCUGCAGCCAGGAGACCUCAACAACGUCUGCCUGGAGCUCACUGUGUGGGACAAAGAAGCUCUGUCCAGCAACGUCUUCCUGGGGGGAGUCAGGCUGGGAGCUGGCACAGGGGAAAGCUACGGGAAGGAGGUAGACUGGAUGGACUCAUACGGGGAGGAAAAACGGCUAUGGCAACGAAUGAUUGAAAAUCCCGAAGUCCCCCAUGAGUGUACUCUGAUGCUGCGAUCCAGCAUGCGCCAGCACAAUACAUGAACCCAACUAAAGCACAGCUAGAGAACAGACUGAGACUGAAAGGGAGAAAGGAAAGCGAGAAGUCGUCUGAAGAUGUGAGGAGGAGCCAGCAAAGUGGAGCAGCGAGGGGCUCAGGACUCUGGACUCUCAAAGGAACAGAGCCUGUCCCUUUCCCUGCUUCUUUUCACUUCAGAUCCCUUCUUCUGUCCACAACAGCCAGUCAUGCCUUACACACUCAUUCAUAUGUGCCCCUCUGUCCUCCAGCAUCUAGUCUUGACCAAGCACUGCUGUUUAUGGAAAAACAAGUGUUGUAUUUAACAUCUUCUGAAUAAGCACACAGUGACUCCCGAUAUGUCCGUCCGCGUCUGAGUGACGUCUGCAUGUUGUUGCAGCUGAUGGAGACCAUUCACGAGGCACUGAUCAGUUAUAAAUAAAUGUGGACGCUCCCCUUCUAAACGGCAAAGCUGAAUCCUGCUCUGAGGCACAUGGGAUGUUGAAUUCAUCCCCUCAUAAACAGCUGUGUACAGAUGUAGAAAAUUACUCAUUCUUACUGCUGUGCUGCUCGAGGUGCUUCUAUUUGAAUUUACUACUUCAUAAGUUUUUUUUUUUUUAGAUUAAGGAAAAAAUUAGCAACAGAAGACUCGAUUGGGUUGAAAGGAGGUUUAAAUCAAAUAGAAUUCAUGUAUAAAAAAUAGGACUCAGUAAACCAAAUUUAGAGCAGGAAAAGUCAUAUUCCAGAAGCUGGUUGUUGGGUAUAUUUCCAUGGAUUGAAAACCACUGGAAGGAUGAUUGAGAACCCUGUGUACAUUCAUGGUCCCCGCAGGAUGUAUCCUCAGAAUGAUGAUUUCCCCGUGUUCCCCUGGGCUCUGCCAGCAGGGUGAGGUUUUCACUUAUCCUGCAAAAGAUUCAAAACUAGUGAACCAUGAUUACUUCCUGCCUGAUGCAUCCUAGUGAACUUGACUUCAAGCACGCACUUUAGGGUCGCUUCUGAAUUUGGAGUGUAGUAUCUUUAAAUUGUGUGAACAAAAUAUUACGGCAUUCAUGUCCCUCAGAGUUCAUUUUAAUAACUUUGUGAUCUCAACAUUUGUUUAGUGCAUCUGGUCCAAAAAACAGUGCUAAUUAGCAAAUGUAACAUGCCAACAGAGUAAAGUAUGUACCUGCUAAAUAUCCAACUAUUAGUAUGCUGUAGCAUAUAGGUUCCUCACUUCCAUGGCUGUUUACCAUUUUAAGCUGUGCGCGCAGGGUUUUGCAGUGAAGUGGUGACCAGAAACCGUAGCAAGUCAAUGACAUUUGGCAACUUAAAGCUACUAUGGAUGGGGAGGGGGAAAAAAACCAAACACAAAAAAACACUGACGGAAAGUGGAUGGGUCCUGAGCUAAGCUUUUCACAACUACAAGAUGAGCCACUGAAACAACUACCAAUUAGUAAAUUAGAGGAUUACCUAAGCAACCAGAGCCAUGAACGUCAAAGCAAUGUGCAUCAGACGAAUCGCUCUAUUUUUGUGGCUGCAGCUUUAUGCCAGGUUCAGACUACAGUGGCCUUUGUGAAAGGUUACAAAUAUAAAUUUGAAAUUUCUUGCCAUGAUUUGAAGAAUAAUAGUUUGUCACGUGAUGUGCACACAUUGCUCAAGUUGUCCAUCUUAUUGGAUGUGAUACAACCACCGGUCGAGAGUGGGGAAAAUUCGUAUUCCCCAACUGGUUGGCUAGUAGUUGCUGGGGGUGGCUGGCCGUCACUCGGUGAAAUCAGUCUCGAGGAGGGUGCUGGACCAAAAACCACCUUGCAGUUGUGUUAAGAUUGCGUAGUUUUGAUGAAAGUCUGCAAACACUGACAAGCUUAGUGGUAGAAAAACUUGAAAAGGUGCAAUACAAUAUUUUUUUUUUUUUUUUUUAAUUGAGCUAUUACAGAUUACCCAACCUAGACUAGCUUUGAUGUAAUUUAUGUAACACUGUAUCAGUGUCAUAAUAGAAACUGCAUGGUAUUAGAGAAAACUGAGGUAGAAGAACAAAAGUUUAUGUAAAGCACUGAUCCCGUCACUUUACUCCUAGAAAGCAGAGUGAUUUGAAGUGCGUUCCCAGCAACCCUGAGAAGGAGGCUGUUUUCAAUCGUGAGUCAGCACUGAGGCGAGCGCCUCCAUCUCAGUAAUCAGUUGAUGACCUUGCCCCCAUCGCCCGGGGCUCUGUGCUCCGCCGUCGUGCGAGGAAAUGCAGAGUUGACGAAAACUGGUCUCAAGUUAAACCUCGUAGAGCAAUUCUUUAUGUGGAAUGCCAAUUUUGUCUGCUUGUCCUCUGAAAACCAUCUGCUCUCAGCUCCCAGUUUGACAUCCAGUUAUAGUAAUAAUAUAUGUUAACUGUCCAGCAUACAUAAGUUGUGCAAUACCGAGAAAACUCUUGAUGUACAGCAUGUACUCUCUUGUCUGGUUUCCAUGCAUCAGAUUCACUGUUUUCAUCCCAAAUGUGUUACCAGAAUAUUUUGAAUUAAACGCAAAUUUCCAAA
Molecule: messenger RNA, 4827 nt
Organism: Archocentrus centrarchus (flier cichlid)
Lineage: Eukaryota; Metazoa; Chordata; Actinopteri; Cichliformes; Cichlidae
Gene: sytl5
Product: synaptotagmin-like 5
Exons: 17
Coding region: 325-2355 (676 amino acids)
Biological process (GO): intracellular protein transport; exocytosis
Cellular component (GO): exocytic vesicle; plasma membrane
Molecular function (GO): neurexin family protein binding; phospholipid binding; small GTPase binding
Source: RefSeq, a predicted model, not a curated record